Molecule: messenger RNA, 2130 nt
Organism: Aplosporella prunicola CBS 121167
Lineage: Eukaryota; Fungi; Ascomycota; Dothideomycetes; Botryosphaeriales; Aplosporellaceae
Exons: 2
Coding region: 114-1658 (514 amino acids)
Source: RefSeq, a predicted model, not a curated record
CUUUUCCACCUAUUUCAUCCAUAUCACUCCACCCGCAGCACCACCAUUGACCGCGCACAAGUCAUCGCUAUCACCUGAAUUAGACUAUUUUUCUUACUUAGACCAAGACCAUCAUGCUUCAAUCACGCUGGGCCACGGCCGCCGAGCCCGCAUCGGAACCACAACAGGCAGAACAACAAUCGCCCCCAAAGCCUACCAGCGACGACGCCACAGCACCCGCAUCCACUCCCGCGCCUUCAGACCAUCCAGCUGCGCAAGCAGCAGCGAAGCCACAAACCACUGCAAGCAGCGACAACGCCACCGAUGCCUUCAGCACAGACCCGAUGGCCGACGAGUUUGCGCAAACGCGCGAGGACGACGACCUCUUCGACGACGACUUCACGCCUGUGGUUGCCGAUCCCGUCGUCGAGGUGACGUCGGUGCCGGCGCCGGAGCCGCAGUCGCGGCCACAACAACAACAACAACAACAACAACAACAACAACAUGCCCCGCCGCCGCAGCAGCAGGCGCAGCAGCAGCAGAAGGCUGCGUCGCCUCCGAGGGGGCCGGCGGCUGCGACGGCGCGGGGAGGUGGAGCUGGGCGCGGUGGACGGGGUGGACGUGGUGGUGCUGGCGCAAGGGGAAGGGGCGGCUUGAUGGGGUCGCAGUAUGCGAGCGCGCCGGCGGCGGAGAAGAAGGAAGAGAGCGGGGAGGCUGGGGUGGCUGAGGGUGAGAAGAAGAUCCCCACGGGACCGAAGAAGGAGGGCUCUGUGAGGGGAGAUCGCAGCGGGACGGGCGGGAUCAAGAAGGCCAAACUCAGCGAAGCCGAACUCGCCGAGCGCAUGUCCGCCAUCAAGCUCAAAAACGAGCGUCUCACGAACGCGCACGCCCGCGCCGAAGCCGACCUCGCGCAGUACGAAGCGCGCGAAGCCGAGGCCGCAGCGCAAGCGGCCGCGCGCCGCAAGGUCGAGCGCCAGAACCGGCAGCAGAUGAUGGGCGAGCGGGAGCGCAACCGGCAGCGCAAGCUCAACGCCGUGCAGGGCCGCGAGUGGGACGCAGCGAAGGAGGAGGACUUUGCGGGCCCGGAGCGCGGCGGGGGGAGGGCGCGGCGAGGCGCGCACGGCGGUAUUGUCGGACCCCGCGAGCACCAACAACAACGGAGCGAGAGCGUGGGUGCGCCGUUUGGGGAGGACUGGGCCGAGGAUUCGGCGGCGUCGCAUGAGGGUGCGGGCUCGCGGCGCGGUGGUGGCCGGGGCGGGAGAGGUGGAAGAGGCGGGCGCGGCGGUGCUGGUGCUGGCGCUGGUGGCCGGAACAGCCAUCACAACCAGCACCAAGCGCCCCCCACAGAAACAGACUUCCCGGCGCUGCCCGGCGCUACCGCAACCGCAGCCAAGGCCUCUCCAUCGGCAUCUUCUGCUCCCGUCUCUGCUCCCGCUCCCACUCCCGCGGCAGAGUCGUUCGCGAGCAAGGCCGGCGGCGACGGCAGCGGCGAUGGUUCUGCAGAGAAGAAACAAGAGGCUGGGAAUGUGGGCGCUGAGACUAAGGCACCGGCGAAGGAGGAGCCGAAGAAGGACGACGAUGAGGAGCGUAGACCCUCGCCGCCGCCGAGGAUGGAGAGUUUUGGCUUCUCGGUUGGGGGCGAGAUGGGGUCGUGGGCGGAUGAGGUGGAUGAUUCGUAGGUGUAGGAGGGGUUGUUUUUUUAUUUGCUGUGUUGUGCUGUUAGGGGAGGGUAUGUAUGGUUGGUGGUUUGAGGAUGAGCGGAUUAGGGUGGAUUCUUUGGUUGAUCCGGGGGUUUGUUGUUGUUUGUUGUUUGUUUAUUCUCGUUUAUUCGUUGGUUGGAUUUGUGUUGUUGUAUUCGAAUUGCGCGUUUUUGGAUCGGCCACGCAUAUGUACUCGCGCGCGUACAUCAUUAUCAUCAUACAGGCAUGGCGGGAAGAAGAAAGAAGACAUACAGAAGGAAAGAAAAGACAAGAACCAAGAAAGACAGAAUUGGGUUGGGUUGACUUGCUUUGGCAUGGUUUGGCAUGGUUUGGCAUGGUUUGGCAUGGCAUAGGUAGCAUAGCAUAGCAUCGUAGCUUGAUACGAUAGGUACGGCAUGAUACGGCUUUGCACGGCAUGAAUGAUAUGGAAUGGAAUGGAAUGGUAUGGACU